Molecule: messenger RNA, 4078 nt
Organism: Pseudoliparis swirei
Lineage: Eukaryota; Metazoa; Chordata; Actinopteri; Perciformes; Liparidae
Gene: hoxa11b
Product: homeobox A11b
Exons: 2
Coding region: 856-1686 (276 amino acids)
Biological process (GO): anatomical structure development; regulation of transcription by RNA polymerase II
Cellular component (GO): nucleus
Molecular function (GO): RNA polymerase II cis-regulatory region sequence-specific DNA binding; DNA-binding transcription factor activity, RNA polymerase II-specific
Source: RefSeq, a predicted model, not a curated record
AAACUGGACCGAUGCCUGACUAAAGUGCAGCAUGACUCGCAUUGCAGCCACUUGAGGACUAGAGGACUCUAUAUAUAGCAAGAGGGGCGAUAUUAAAUUCUCGCAGGGAGGCGACGAAUUCUAACCAGCCCUUUGCUCGUUUAUGAAAUAAUAUAAAUAUAGAAUUCAUUGAUUUAAUUCGGUCCUGUACAAUUCACGCAUAUGCGUUUCAGGCCCUGCUUUUCUUAAAAUAGGACCCGUCAUAUAUCAAACUAAAUGUGUGCCUAUUAGAUGUUAUUUUUGUCUCUGGGAUUUAGCCUCACGUGCAUAUAGUAAAGUCUACAUCGCACAUGCCUUGCUUGGUCUAAAAAAGUCCCCUUCAGAGGUUAAGGUGAGGGUUAAGGUGAGGGAUAGAUCUAAAAACGAAUCUAAAGGUAUACAAGUGGCGUAAAAUUGGAUGUAAAUCUUUGUUUUGUUCUACCUUAAUGUGGUAAUUUAAGGAUAACAUUCCACAGACGAACAUAAGUCACGCUCUACUCUGUACAAGAACACAAUUUUCAAUUCAUUUUCAAAACAGCCCAAAUUGCGCAACAUUGAGCCAAAUUCUCUCUCCGUAUUUUCCUCUAGCCAACGGUCUAUUUUAUAAACUCAUUGACUCAUAUAGCUAACUAACUACACAUUGAGGCGUAGGCUAUCUGUCAUUUUGUGCCAGUGGUCACAUGGCUUUUGGCCCUCAGGAAUGGAUAGAGAUGGAUCCCCACGUCAGCUUGCACGUCUGAGGACUUCUGCUCCACCAGUCUGCCUCAAAGUGACGGGAGCGCAGCGCAGCGGAGGAACUAUGCGAGGACGAUUAUAGGAGGUUUCCAACGGCAGAAUAUGGAUUUUGAUGAGCGGAUUUCUGGCUCGAAUAUGUAUUUACCGAGCUGCACUUACUACGUCUCCGGAGCAGACUUCCCAGGUCUCCCACAUUAUUUAACCCAGAACCAGUCCUCUUGCCCCAUGACAUACCCAUACCCGUCCUCAGCCCUGCCACAGGUCCCGUCCGUGAGAGAAGUGGCUUUCAGAGACUAUGGGAUUGAUACGUCCAGUAAAUGGCACCACAGCAGGGGGAGCCUGUCACACUGCUACCCGGAGGACAUCGUGCACAGGGACGGCUGGACGAGCCCGAGCGCACGGGGGGCAGAGAUCCUGGUAAAAGGCAGCUCCGGCGGGAGUCGCUGCGCCAACCCGACUCCCGGCUUCUAUGGCAGCGUUGGCAGGAACGGGGUCCUGCCACAGGCCUUCGACCAGUUCUUCGACACCGCCUACGGGAGCGCGGAGAGCCGCGCAACGCAGACCGCGCACGCGGCAGACUCGGACAGACACGCCGCCAAAACAAGUCCCGCUCCGGCUCAUCCGGGCUCGGACAUGGCGGAGAGCUGCAGCCCCAAGUCGUCCUCCAGCCACAGCGAGGAGAAACAGAGCAAAAGCAGCAAUGGCCAGAGGACGCGCAAAAAGAGAUGUCCAUAUUCAAAGUAUCAGAUCAGAGAACUCGAGAGGGAAUUCUUUUUCAGCGUUUACAUCAACAAAGAGAAGCGCAUGCAGCUCUCCCGGAUGCUCAAUCUGACAGAUCGCCAAGUCAAAAUCUGGUUUCAGAACAGGAGGAUGAAGGAGAAGAAACUGAACAGAGACCGUUUACAGUACUACAUCACGACGCCCCUGCUAUAAACACUGAACAAAGACUGUCACUGACAUGCAGCCAUUCACCAAGACUGCACUUCUAUAUAUUUUACAGGAUGGAGAAUUUUGUAAUGACUUCAUAUGAUGUACUAUUUAUACACUAUUUUGUCAUUAAACGCCGUUGACAUUAUUGUUAUUAUUAUUAUCAUUAUUAUUAUUAGCAUUAUUAUUAUUAUUAUUAUUCUUAUUAUCUGCAGAUGUCUCGGAAUUCCGUUUGUAUUAUUUAAUAAUACACGGAGAUUACUUUACUGGAAAUUAGAAAAAAACAUUUUCUUGAAUUCUAUAGAAUCUAAAUUGUUUCCCCCAUAUUUACGCACGUAUUGUUAUGACCAGAUAUCUGGACACCAAACUACUGUUCGUGUUUUUUCUUUCUUUCUUGUAAUAUUUUUUAACUUCAUUGUACAAAUACAACUCCGGUGACGAUAAACCUAUUUCGUGUGUUUUUGGCGGAAGUCCUGCAUGUCCGGUCAAUGUUAUAGUUAGAGAGUGAGUUACAUUAUAAUCUGAUGCCAAUACAUCCAUUUCAUGUAUUUCAAGUGAUGGACAUGAUAUUUUAACAUUUGCGCUUAACCCCUCCCUGCAGGCGCUUAGUUGAGCUCUCGGCCUUAAGGUUGGAUUAUUCACGAACUUCAUCCAAAAGGCUAACCGCUGAUAAAAGAACAAAAAACAACAAAUGAAACAUCAUCUCAUAUUUUAUUUUAUGUGCCAGCACGUGCACCGUAUCAGAUACAUGAUAUGUAGGUCUGGUUUUUUUAUUCCCUCAUGGCUGGAAACGGGAUCCGCUGCAGUUAUUGUUUGAUAUCCAUUACAAAGGCUUCAUUCAUUUGUGGGGCGAUAAGGAAAGGCUGCCUUCUGACCUGCAGCAUGCCUGUUGGUUUACUCACACACAAUCUUGACACUUGUUUGAAUGCAAAGACAGGCUGCAUUAUUCCAAAGAAUAUACAUUUAUUUGUGUGAUUAUAGUCUCAUCAAAGUAUACUUAUACUGAAAGACUGUUUUCAUUUCCUCCACUGGAGCUAACCCAUAAGGAAGUGACACUGGGGCAAAUCACGACAAGCUACAGGCAUUCAUUUAUCAUCUGGAGCACUUUAAUCCAAAUAUACAUGUGUUUGAUCCUAUGAAUUUAGACCAUGACGAUUUAUGUUAACCUGCAAGGGAAGGUCAAAUAAAGCCCGCGCACAUAAAGAGAUGGGUAAAAAUGCUUUAGGUGCAUGGCUUUGUGUCCUCCAGGCCCCUGAAAACAACUUGAAUGGCCUACCAUAAGCUAAUAAGGGUCCUGAUACCUUCCUUGUACUGUGCAUCCUGUGAGGCUCUCAGGAAUUCCGCUUUGAUUGCUGCACAUCCUCCCAGUUGCUCCAGUAACUUGGCCAUAAAACGCGGAUUCGUCUGGAGCAUUUGGAGUGUCGUGCAAUAAAGCGUCUGAGACCAAGGUUAUUAACUGUGACUAAGGGGCUGAAAACAACGGCCGGGAACAUUCAAAGCUUGUGUUCACGGACCUUUCCGGCAUCAUUUCUUUCAGCAUCGUUCUGUGGUAGGAUUAUUCUGCGUUUGUGUUGUGUUGAAUUGUGGGCCGUGCCGUCUUCGUCCACUGGGUGGCGCUCCUCAGAUCAAUGUCAUUGCCGUGAAUUGAGAUAUAGAAGAAGUUUGACUCGCCAGUCAGCGGCUUUAACAUAUAUCACCGCUGCAGGAUUUCAUUGUUAAGGUAGGCACAGAAAUGUGAUCACAUGCGUUUUUAUUGUUACACAUGCAGGGUUCACUAAUGUGAUGGAAGGAAGUGGCUUUAUUGUUCUAUUUUGUCCCAUAUCUAAAAACUGUAGACGCUGUUUUAUCAUUUUAGGCAAAUAUGUGAUGAGAUCAUGAAAGCAAGAACAUUGUGCACGUUUGUCUCUUUUAGCAUAAAAUGUAAUGCUGAUUCUCCGGUUUCAGUGUUCCAGAUGUUAUAAGCCUCGAGUGCCUCACGCGCACUGAAAAAACUCCGAGCACUGGGCGUGUGUCCAUGUUGAGACUCACUAACUUUUACAAUCCACAGUUUAAAACGUACAUAUUCUUCAUUUGAUAAAACUACAUUGGAUUUGUGAUGUUUGGUCGGUAUUUAAACGUGACAGUAUUUUUCACAGACCCUUUGUUCACUAUGAAGAUCCGAUUUGUUAAAAAGUGUGUUUAUGUGUGUGCGUGUGUGCGCGGGCAUGUGUGUGUGCAACGUUUUCUCAAACCAUUCUUAAAUCUUUCGAAAAGUCACUAUGUGCGCGUGUCACUGUGCGUGCACGUACAAAAACCAACAGGGAGACAUUUUGAUACAAAACAGACAGUGUGAUAUUUUCAUGAAUUGUCUAAAAUUUGUUGUAACUUUUAAUUUAAUAAAUAAAAGAAAACAAAGUUU